AUGUCGAAUGUGUCUUCAAAAAGUAAAUGUGCAUCUGCUGAAUCAACAACUAGUUCUACUAAUGCCGACUCAAAGCGGUCGUCAUUAAUUUCUCUCUCUUCGAAGUCCAUUGUUUUAGAGAAAAACGGCGAGAAAAAAAUUCUUAAAAAGAUUAAAUUGAAAACUCACCCGAAAACACCUGUAAUAAAAAGUUUAACGCCAGAGAUACGAGAGAAGGACGCGAAAAAAUUCGUAUGUACAUUUUGCCCCUCGACAUUCAGCAGUCAUGAUCAUCUUAGAAUUCAUUUCCUUAAACAUGGAAACCAAGCGAACGAUUCACGACAAACUUUUGAAGGCUCAGAGCGUAGCCGUUCCAGCCAUGAACCAGCAAUUGUACUAAUAGAAUGCGAGUGGUGUCCAGAAACGUUCACGUCGAUGUCGAAAGCAAUUGAACACAAAUACCGCAAGCAUAAUUACGAGAGUAAAAACUAUUUCUGUACACUCUGCGGAAGGCUUUUCCCGUUGAAGGUAGCACUUGAACAGCACCAAAGCUUGGAACAUGCAAAUGACAAAGAGAUAAAUGUUCCCCGGCUAGACUAUAUAUGUGGAUUCUGUGGAACAGCAUUUAUUUCGCAUUCGGCUUUAGCACUACACAUUAAAACUGCACACAAUUUAGAGAAACGGAUGAUAGAUCACCCAUUUGUUCCAAUACCGUCAAAAAAAGUACGUCUUAAUCAGGCUGGAGAAAUUUUCUCUAUUUAUUACUGUCACCUGUGCGGAUCGGAAUAUAUGGUAAAGUUUAACCUUUUAAAGCAUAUCGAGGACCAUCACUCGUUCGAAGAGAGGUGCGCGGCUCCAGAAGAGCUGCUAAAAUGCAGCACAUGUGAUUCAAUGUUUUAUACUAAGAAAGCUUUCGAUACGCACAACAUACACCACAAGCCGGAAGAUUUGUAUGCAACAAGCGAAGAACAUCGAUUACACAUUGUAGCCCGAGUAGAUCAGGAUUACGACUUCCGACGAGUACCGACGGCCAUCGAUAAGGCACUGGGUUCCCUAGCCGGAUCUAGCGGAUCAAAUUCGGCCACGACACUAGCCAAAAACCAUCGGAAGAAAACGAAAAAAGGCAUAGUUAGUUCCAGUAGAAGUGGAAAUGUAAAUUCCGGGGACAGCAGUAGUAGUAGCACCGGUGUUACGACCAGCACCGACGGAGUCACCGUUCUAGAUCUGAAUCAAAUUAAUGUGGCCGAAGCUGGUAGCUUCGAAGCAGCGUUGAGCGUUAUGCUGGGCGAGUGAAUAUCACUUGUCGUUGUCA
Sabethes cyaneus is the source of this 1291-nucleotide messenger RNA. Its product is annotated as zinc finger protein 808-like. NCBI's taxonomy places the organism in Eukaryota, Metazoa, Arthropoda, Insecta, Diptera, Culicidae. The record is from RefSeq and is a predicted model, not a curated record. Gene Ontology annotation, cellular component: chromosome. Bases 1 to 1272 code for a protein of 423 amino acids. The transcript has 2 exons. Gene Ontology annotation, biological process: regulation of transcription by RNA polymerase II. Gene Ontology annotation, molecular function: chromatin insulator sequence binding.